Vollenhovia emeryi is the source of this 4051-nucleotide messenger RNA. Its product is annotated as integrator complex subunit 3 homolog. The transcript is spliced from 9 exons. The record is from RefSeq and is a predicted model, not a curated record. Gene Ontology annotation, biological process: extracellular matrix organization; cell adhesion. Gene Ontology annotation, molecular function: cell adhesion molecule binding. Gene Ontology annotation, cellular component: extracellular matrix. The coding region runs from base 524 to 3562 and encodes 1012 amino acids. NCBI's taxonomy places the organism in Eukaryota, Metazoa, Arthropoda, Insecta, Hymenoptera, Formicidae.
GAUCAGAAAGUACUGGGUCAUGACGAAACAUCGGCAUCGAUCGAACAAUCCCGAACUCGUCCCCGUCGACGUGCGAGCUCGUUAAGGCCCCGCAACUUGUAGCUGGCGUCAGCUCAGCCUCUUCCUGAUCUCGUCUCUUCCUGAACACCGAAAGGAAGGAAGGAAGGAACACGUCGCGCUGAAAUCAAUGCCUGGUAUCCUCUGGGCGCGAGAAGCGUCUUCUCCCGCGUGAUUAAGCGAGAACACCACGACCGAUAAGAUCGAACAGACUAAGAACAAACGUCAAAACAAUAGGGGGACCUCGCGUCUGAUCUCACGAGUGAGAUCAUAUUAAGGGGAAGGCGGAUUCAUCUUUAUUUACAAGGUUCAUCGACUGGGACGGCCGAGAGAACAAUUGUAAAUUAAUACAGGCGAGAGGGUUCGCCGAUGUACCGGUGGUGAAAUUCGAAAGAAGAAUACAAGCGGGUGCGUCGUCGUAGUGUAGACGUCGAAUUAGCGCCAGGAACAGAAUUUAUCCUCCGUGAUGAGGCAGAGAUUCGUGUGUUUUCUGUGGACCGCGUUGAUACUGCGGGGAGACGUCCUCGUGGCGGCUGAGGCCGAUCCUGCAAUUUUGAAUGGCGCCGAUUUGUCUCAUCUUCAACAGGGCCGCAUCGUGAACGAUCCGCGACCUCGUCUCUCGGUUUCCCAGCAAGCCCAUAUACUGAGUGAUGUGCAGCAACACCAGCAACGGUACCGGCAACGUCCCACUCAAGACUUCAAGAAUCCGCGGGUAACGUCUUUUCCCUCGUUCGAGCAGGCACAAUCCGGCACGCCGUACUCCUCCCUGGCCAAGUACAAAGUUGAUCGAGCGAAGCAACAGUUGCAACAGUUGCAGCAGCAGCAACAACAGGUGCAGCAGCUUCUGCAGCAGCAACAGCAGAAGAUCGCCCAACAACUCGGUACUUCGAACUUCGUGAACAGCGGCGUGCAAGCGUCGCAAUUCCAACAGCAGCAGCAGCCGCAGCAGCAAUACCAGCAACAGCAAUACAAUCAGUACAACCAGAAUAACUUCCAGAAUCUUCAACAAGACUUGUCGCAACCGCUGUUCAGCGAUCAGCAGACGAUACAGCUACAGGAAUAUCUCGAGAAGCAGCGCGAGCUGGAACUGCUCCAGAAGCAACGGCAGCAGCUGCUGUACGAGCAACAAGAGGUGCGCAGGCAGCAGGAAUUGCUGCGACAUCAGCAACUCCAGAAGCUCACUUCCACUACGCCACUUCCGCCGACCGCGACAUCGACCCCGAUCGCCGUUAGCACCACUUCCGCACCGUUGCUGCUAUCCUCGCCGACGGCGCGACGUAUCACGCCAUCGGAAGCGGACCUCUUUCUCAAAGCAAUUGCUAACCACCAGAAGAAAUAUACAACGACAGCGGCGAGCACGACUACGACGACGACCACCACCACCACUACCACGCAGCCACCUCCGCCAGCCAGACGUCUGAUUACAUCUAAUACUCAUCAGGAGACGGAUAUACCGGAGAACCUGCUUAGCCUGAUCCAGGAUCAAGAGGGUCAAUUAUUGCAGCCAGGUAAACCGAAGCCGCAGAUCAAGGUGAUCUAUCAGACCGAUAAACCCAGCACGACGAGGCAGAAUUCCGGCAGCAGAAACAGGAGUUCUCAACAGUCCGAGCGGGAACUGUUGCUGAGGCAACUCAAACUCGCUCUCGCUCAGUCCGGCGAUGACGAUGAGGCCAGGAAUGUCACUACCAGGGACCUGAUAUUACCGAACGGCAAGAAGAUUCAGGUUAUCCACGCGCCGAACGGUUUAUCUUCCAUUGCAUCGAGCGGAAGUUCUAUCCAGACCUUGGCUGUGCCGUCCUCGACGACCAUCAAGCCUCCGAAGGCGCUCUUCGAGGAGCUGACGAAGGGCGGCGUACUGCCACCGGGUGCCGAUUUCGAAGUCAUCCGACAGAAGAGCGACGGCAGACUCGAGGAGAUCGGCAAGACACCGAUAAUCCAGAAUCUACCGGCGAAGAAGGUCACGUUUGUCUUGUUGGAGGAACAGGCGGACGGCAGUUACAAGGUGCAGGGUGUCAAGGGUAAUGCCAACGACAAGGAGAGCGGCACCGACGUCGAGUCCAUCGUCGAGAAGAUCAAAAAGGGCGAGCUGAAGCUGCCGCCCAGCUCGCUCGGACCGACCACGCCGUCCUCCACGCUGGAACACCUCGAGUCCAGCCUCGAUCCGAAUCUGAUAGUGUCCACUGGCACGUCCAGGACGCCGUUAUCAUCUCUUCACUCCGUCAGCACGACGGCGUCGACCUUCAGACCCACCACCGUCAGAUCUUCCUCGACCAGAUACAGCGAAAGCAAGUCGGCGACGACGGAAUACAUCCCCUACGUCACGGUGUCGCCCAACUCAGUGCCCACCACCGACAAAUACGUGACCUCGGCGUCCAGCGUCACGGGCCACGUGUACAACGCCCUGAAUACUAGCCCGACGAAGACAACCCUGUCGGAUCACAUUCCACGGGUGACCACCAAGUACUCGUCCACCAGGAGCCAGUUCAUCCCGACGAUGGCGCCGGUGAACGAGAUCGUGACGACGGCGACGACUCCGGCGACCUACUCGCAACAUACGCCAAACUCUUACGUCUAUUUCUCCAAGCAUUCAUCUCCCGCGGAAACUUCGUCGACCUCGACGGAGGAGGCUGAAGUUUCGCAGGAACAUCUGGCCACGUUGUUGAGAAAAGAGGGCCUCUUCGGUAUGGCGAAGUACCUGAGGCAGUCGGGACUUGAUAAUGUGUUGAACGAAACCGGUCCGUACACCAUAUUCGUCCCUACGGACAAAGCCUUCAGGACGUUAAUGGUGCAGCUGGGAGGGCCAGAGAAAGCUGAGCAGAAGUUCCGUGACAAUCCGAGGCUCCUAAGUGGGCUUCUUCUUCACCACGUCAUACCAGGAGCCUUCAGGAUCGAUUCCCUGCAGGACGAGAUGACCGGCGUCAGUCUCGCGGGAACGCAAUUGCGGGUGAACGAGUACGCGAUGCAGGACCACGAGUGGAACGAUGUGAAGGUGACGACGAUAAACGGGGCGCGUGUCGCGCCCAACAAACGCGACAUCGAGAUCCCUCAGGGUAUCGCCCACGCCGUCGACAGGGUCAUGUUCCCGCUUCCAGUCGGAGAUUUAGUGCAAACCCUGCAAGCCGAUCGUGAGAGGAGGUUCAACACGUUCCUCAGAAUGCUGCACGCAUCGGGCUUGGAGGACACGCUCACAGGACCGAAGACGUUCACCAUCUUCGCACCGACCGAUUCCGCUUUCACCGAUGCGUCCACGAAGAACGGCGCCCCAAUUUGGACCGAUGAGGACGGGCCGGAUGCGGCGAAGGCGAUAAUCUCGCGGCACGUGAUUCCCACGACCCUUUAUACGGCCGGCAUGAGAUAUUACAUUCAAAAGGACACUCUUCGUCCACAAUCACCGGUUCACAUCCACAAAAACGGAGGACGAGUACGAAUAAACGAGGCACACGUCGUGACGCACAAUGUGCCAGCAACGAACGGUGUGUUGCAUGCUAUCGACGGUGUUCUAUAAAACGACAGUUCAGUAAUGAAAGCAAAUUGACGAUUAAAAUGCACGGGUUGCAAUCAUGCAGGUGAUAAUCGUAUGAUAAUUCGUCACAAUUAAACGCAAUUGUAUCUAUAAUUUCUCGAAAAGUUGACGAGCUCGAUAUAUCAAGUGAAUGUAAAUUGCUUGCGCGAGUGCGGUGAGAUCCGAGUGGCAAUUAAAUCGAAUUGUAUCAAAGCGAUUAGUAUUAAACGCUCGCCGCAUCGCGAUUGGGUGUAGUCGUCGAAAAAUUGACAUGCCAUAGGUCGCGAAAUCGGAGGAAAAAGUAACGAGACCAUUUUUAACGUACAUGUGUAUACAUAUUAAUUUAUAUAAGAUAAAUAACAUCAGAGAUUCGUGUACUCGUGUCAGGCGCACAAGAGUAUGGAAUAUUAAUCGCUAUUGUAUAGAAUGGUAACGCAAUACCAUGCUUAGCUCAUAACUCAUAUCUUUUUAUAAAUAAAUGUACAGAACGUA